UAACAGGUUUGAAUUUAACAGGUUUGAUUAAACUAAAAUAGAAAUUUAGACAUAAUGACCAGAGUCACAUCUGGACGGAAACAAAUGGCAGCAUCAUGCUGUGGGAAACGUUUUACUGCAGAAUCACCUGGUGGGGAAGAAGUUAAAGAUGCAAAUCCAUCCAUCCAUUCAUCCAUCCAUCCAUCCAUCCAUCCAUAACAAAAAACUAUUAGCACAUUUUGCUAAUUGAAAAUUUGCUAAUUAACAAAUAAUUUUGGUAAUUUUCGAUAAGCAAAAUUAGCAUAAGCAAAACACAAAAAUUAGUGCUAGUAUCUUUAGUAUGUUUACCAAAUUUGUUCAAAAAAUUAUUAUUUUGCUAACGGAAAUUUGCCAAAUCCGAUAUUUAGCAAAUGAUAAUAUCUGGUCUGUUCCAUAAAACAAACAACAAAAGAUUAAGAAAAAGAAAACAUUAAUAAAAUGUCAUAAAUAAAAUAAAUAAAUAAAAAACAAAUAUGUGGUUCGGGAAACUUAUUUUAAAGGCUUAUAUCAAGAUACUGGGGUUUUUAAAACGUUUACAAAACAUGUAAACAUAAAGUUAUUUGAAUAUGCAACACUUCCUGUUUAAAGCAACUUUUGCACAUUUGAUUUCAAAGAUUUAAUGUUUCAUAGAAAACCCGUAAAGAAGCGUUUUCCCCACUUAAAUGUCAAAAUCUGAUUUAAAAAAACAUUUUUUUCUGCAGUUUAAAUCAAGCAGCUGAUGGGAUGAAUCCCAGAGCUGGCUGUUUUAAAGCGGAGUGGCCCCCCUGUGAUCGCAGGGGCUGGGUGUAUAUAUAAGUGGACUGGGUUUUUCACGCCGCUGUGCUGAGUGGAGGGACUCACACACGCUCCGCAUUUCCACGCGUUCAGCCUGGAAACACAACAAGCUGCAAACUUCCAGCUCUCACAACCUGCUUUCCCUCUACCAAGAAAUUCCCGCAACUUCUCUCCCCUUAUUCACCCACUUCUGCCGCGGGCAAGAAACUUCCACCCGUUGCGGGACAUGCGGGGGUUCGGGGCUUUGUUAGCGGUGCUUGCGGUCCUGUCGGGCGGGUUGUGGAGCGCCGAGGCCGGGGUGUGGAUGCAGAAAGCAGCAGCAGCAGCGGGGAACAGCUCCGGUGAUUCCCGGGAGGAGAGCUCCAGAGCAGCGGGACACGCCACCUGCCCUGGCCGCUGUCGGUGCGAGGGGGACGGGCUGCUGCACCGGGUGGACUGCUCGGACCUGGGGCUCCGGGAGAUACCGAGAAACCUGAGCGUGUUCACAUCCUACCUUGAUCUCAGUAUGAAUAAUCUGACUGUGAUGACCAGUGGAUCUUUGUCUAACCUGCACUUCUUGGAGGAACUACGUUUAGCAGGAAAUGAUUUGUCCUUCAUCCCCAGAGGAGCGUUCAGCGGCCUCUACAACCUCAAAGUGCUAAUGCUACAGAACAACCAGCUGAGAUCAGUUCCUGCUGAAGCACUCACCAACCUUCACAAUCUUCAGUCUCUCCGGCUGGAUGCGAAUCACAUCUCCGGCGUUCCGCCUGGCUGUUUUUUCGGGCUGCGCUCGCUUCGCCACCUCUGGCUGGAUGACAACGCUCUGACGGAGGUGCCAGUGAAGGCUCUCGGAGAGCUGCCGACCCUGCAGGCCAUGACGCUCGCCCUCAACCACAUCGCCCACAUCCCCGACCACGCCUUCAGCAAGCUGGGUCGCCUGGUGGUGCUGCAUCUCAACAACAAUAGGAUCGUCUCCAUGGGCAACAACUGCUUCCACGGACUCCACAGUCUGGAGACGCUGGAUUUAAACUACAACAGCCUGGUUGAGUUUCCUGCGGCCAUCCGCUCACUCAGCCACCUUAAAGAGCUAGGUUUCCAUAGCAACAACAUCCAGUCCAUCCCAGAGCACGCCUUCACUGGGAACCCGUCUCUGAUCUCCUUGUUGUUUUAUGACAACCCAAUUCAGUCUGUGGGACGGUCGGCCUUCCAGAACCUUCCAGAGCUUCGGACCCUAUCUCUGAACGGUGCGGCAGAACUCGCAGAGUUUCCAGAUCUGUCGGGAACCAGGGGUCUGGAGAGCCUGACGAUCACUGGAGCUCGGAUCACGUCUCUUCCCAGUUCGAUGUGUGAGCAGCUUCCAAACCUUCAGCUGCUUGACCUCUCGUACAACAAGAUCCAGACUCUUCCGAGCUUCACUGGCUGUGAAAGCAUCCAGAAGAUUGAUCUCCACCAUAACGAGGUAGAGGAGCUGAGGGAGAACACCUUCACCGGCCUGAUGACCCUUCGCUCGCUAGAUUUAUCCUGGAACCGGUUGUCAUCUGUGAAGCCAAACUCAUUCUUUGCUCUGACGUCUCUCUCCAAACUUGACCUGUCGUCCAAUCAGCUGUCCUCUCUGCCUCUUACUGGUCUGCAGAGUUUAACUCACAUUCGGCUGGUGGGAAACGAUCAGCUGAUGGAGUUAAUACCCCGAGAAGACCUGCCACGAGUCAGGGUGAUGGAGCUUCCCUACGCCUUCCAGUGCUGUGCCUUCAUCUCCUGUGAGAUGAGAGGAGAAGGAUUAUCCUGGGAAAGAGAAGAGGCGGCAGACUCUACAGCGAGAGACGCUCCUUUCCUUUCCAGUCUAGUGGACCAAGACUGGGACGAUUUUCUGAUGGAGUUUGAAGACGAACCCAAACCUCAACACUCGGUUCACUGCAGCCCAACUCCAGGUCCGUUCCGGCCGUGUCUCCGCCUUCUCGGCAGCUGGAUGAUCCGAGGCGGCGUCUGGCUCAUCGCUGCAAUCGCAUUGGUCAGCAACGGUCUCGUUGUCCUGUCGGUCUUCUUCUCUCCAGCCAGCGUCGUCACGCCCCCCAAGCUCCUGAUUGGCCUGCUGGCUCUGGUGAACGGCCUGAUGGGAGUGUGGAGCGGCUGGCUGGCGGCGGUGGACGCCUGGACGUUUGGCAGCUUCUGGAGGUACGGGGUGAAGUGGGAGAGCAGCUUCCUGUGUCGCCUCAGCGGCUUCCUGUGUGUGUUUGCGUCUCAGACCGCACUCUUCCUGCUGACCGUCGCGGCUCUGGAGCGAUGUCUGUCUGCUGCAGGUGCGACACAGAGCAGCAAAGCUGGCAGCAGCAGCGGUCGCUCUUCGUCUCCGCUCUUCAUCCGUUUGUCGAUCUUCCUCUGCUUCCUGCUCGGCUUCGUCAUCACUCUGCCUCCGCUGAUGGCCGGUCACAGCAGCUCCUCCUUCUGUUUGCCGCUGCCUUCGUCAUCCUCCUCUUCCUCCACCCUGGCCUUCGCGGUCUCCUUGGUGCUCUUCGACUCGCUCUGUUUCCUCGUCAUGACGCUCUCCUACACUCGCCUCUACUGCCGCGCCAGCAAAGCUCCGCCAAACUCCGACGACGACGCGCCGUUGACUCGUCACGUCGCCUGGCUGCUCUUCUCCGACUGCCUGCUCUACCUGCCCGUCGCCUUCCUCUCCUUCUCCUCCCUCCUGCGGCUCCCCGCCGCCGGGCCGGAGGCGGCGAAGGGAGUCCUGCUGCUCGUGACGCCGCUUCCGGCUUGCGUAAACCCGCUUCUCUAUCUCCUCUUCAACCCGCUGGCCAGGGGAGAGCUGGCGGCGCUGGCGGCUGGCGCCUGCAGGGGCGCAGUGGCGUCACAGUUACAGAGAAGGGGCGUGACCGGAGGACGGCCGCUGGAUUCAACGUUCGAUGAAGACGCGGAGAAGCAGUCGUGUGACUCGACUCAAGCGCUGGUGGUUGUGGAAGGUGUGAAGGAAGAGGAGGAGCAGAGGAGCAAGACGCAACCGGCCGCCCAACGUCGCUAAACGGACAGAAAACUCACACAUGUAGCGCUUGUUGGUCUCACCUGACAACAGCUUGAAUUUCGAUCCCAAAGGUUCUUUUUCUUUCUAACAGAACCUUCAAAAUCUGCCUCAUUUCAUUCUAUUGUUCAAAAUUCACAUUUACUCUUCAAUUUGGGUUUGAACUGCUUCUAAAAGCAGGUAAAGCAUUUAAAAAGAAAAUAAGUUAAUGCUUUUGGUGUGUGGAAAAUGAGCCAUUUUAAAACCUCCCUAAUAUUAACUCACAUUCUACGGGCACUAUGCCGUUACCUGGCAACUAGUGGAAUUCCGCCUGUUACCUAGCAACCCAGGCAGAGCUCCAGCCUGGUCAGCUAGGGUUCCACUUUAUGCGCUGUACAAUGGCUGCUGGAAAAGACUAGAGUUUUGUUGUUGACUUACUAUCCAGAAACUAUUUGCUGCAUUUUGUUGGUUGUGCAGGAGGCUCCACUUCUGCUUUUUAAGAUGCACGGUUGUAUAGUUGUGGAUCUGUCUGCAGCUGUUUUCAUGUGUGAGUGUAAACAGUGAGUUGGGGGCGUGGCCAGCUGCAGCUUAUUGGAUCAUCCCCUAGGUUUCAGGGCAUCAAAGUAAGGGAACUUCAGCCUUUGGACAAUCCUGCAUGUUUUAGUGAGGCAGAUUUCUAUGACGACGAUUAUUAAUUUAUUUGUAUAUAUUUUUUACUUUUGAAACUCAAGAUUUUCUUUUUGAGUUUCAAAGGUAAAAAAUACAUACAAAUUUUAGAAAGUUUCUGUAUUUGAAAAGUCAGAAAUUUUCAACGUUUGAAACACAGAAAACUUUUUCAAGAUUUUUCUUUUUAAAUUCAUCUCAAAAUUAGUUUUUUUUGUACAGAUGUUCCACUUUUCAAACUCAGAAAUUUCUGUUUUUGUAGAAAAUUUCUGACGUUAAUCAAAAAAUUUGUUUUUUAUCACAAAAUUUCAAUUUUUUGUAUUUUUUUGCAUACAUUUUUUCCCCUAUAAUGGCCCUAACACAGCGUAGUAUUUAUUCCCUAUCUUCACUAACUCUGUUGGUUUGCCUGAUUCUUCUCCCGAUAAAUGAAAUCCUCAUAAUCUGAAGCAUUUAAAUGUGAGAAAAAUAUGUGAAAGUGAGUCUCAGUAGCUGAUUUCUGAGAAUAUAAACACAUUUUUUAGGUUUUACUGUCAAUUUUUUUUGUUGGUGUUUUUAUGUGGUAAUCCCAUAAAAUGCGUCCAGAAAUGACUUUAAGGGACCAGAUUUCAUGAAUUUUUGCUCUGCCUUUCCAGCUGUUGUCAGGUGAGAUCAAACCUCCAGGUCCAGCAAAUGUAGCAGCAGCAGAAGAAGAGAAGCCUGAACUCAUUUUUCUAUUUUUUUUCUGUUUUGACCAGACAGUUUGUUUCAGAAGAGGGUCUCAGACAUCAUGAAGGGUUUCAUUUUAAAACAUGGUUUUGCAGCAACGCGCCACCAAAUGUUCUCGCUAACGUCUCGUGUUUCUGCGAGCGAGUGUGAAAACUGCAGCCUGCGUGAGAGUUUCGUCAACCUGGAGGAGAAAACCAGCUGCAGAAUCAUCGUCCGUUCAGUCUGAAAUGUUUAUAUCUUUAAGCUCAUUCUGACCUCAUUUUCAGGUCACAAGAAUAAAAAUAAUCUGUUUUUGUGUUGUAAAUAGGCGCUACUGUGACAAUCUUCAUUUACGUAGACUGUGAGAAAUCUGUUUUUUCAAGGUUUUUGUUGUAUGUAUAUUACAGUUGUUUUUUUAACGCUUGUCUUUUUCAUGUUUGUCGUGUGAAGUGGUGAUUGUGAACACUGUUUCACAUUAAUGUGACCUAAAAUACCUGCAGAUUUUCUCACCUCUCUUGCUAAAUCUUUGGGCUGGAGAAACAUUUUCUACUUCAUUUAUUUAUUUAUUUUUAAAAAUGGUCUGACGUUAUAUAUUUUUUAGAGGAAAAAUUUUAAUCUUUGCUUCUUGUGGUUUUUUAAUGGAAAUUUUAGAGUCAUGUGCUUCUGAAUAAAUCAACUUUGUUGGCUUUUAAAUCAAAGCUACUUUAUAUAUUUCAAUAUAUUUUUUAUUCAGGAUAAAAAAAACAGCUGUUGAGAAGUUUCAGAAGUGAAACCUGCUUUAGUUAACAUAGAAACUUUGAUUUUUAACCAUAAUUUUGCUUUAUUUAUAAUCGAAUAAAACAUUAAACUUUUACAAAACUAAAUAAUUUCUUCUUUUCAGUAAAGUGCUCCGUAGUUGUGGCAAUUUAAGGACAUAGUCUGAAGACAAAUGACAAAAAUGGAUGAAAAAGAAAAAUGCUGCUGGUUUGAGUAAAUUUAAUGCAAAUAUUUUAUCAAAUGUUUAGUUUAUCUGAAAUUCAGACUUCGCCACACUUUUCAUUCAACUGAAGAAUAAAAUGUUGCAAAACAAGAUUUGUUUUAAUCUUUUACCUUGAUUAUUUAAGUAGUAUUAAAAUAAUCCAGCUGUGGGAAUUUUCUGUACAAUUGGGCAUUAAAAAAUUAAUUUCGACAAAGUAUUAAUCAAUUAAAAGUGGAUUUUUUAAAAAAAUGUAUUUCGAACAGUAGAGCUGUUAAAAUAUAUAAAAAAGUAUAAAUUCACUGUCAAACAGCAGUUUUCCCAGUAUAAACAAAUUAUUUCCACACUUACUGGCUGGUAUUUUGGUAAGCAAAGUUCUUUUUAUAAUUUGGGCGAAUCACAUUUUUAUAACCUUUUUGCUGUAAUUUUCCGGUUGGGAAUCAGAAAAUACAAACAAGUUAUGUAAUUUAAAACAAACUAAAGUGGAUACAUUCAGUAACAUUACGAUGAGUCUGCAUCAAAUAUCAGUGGUUAUAACAGGAAACAAACAAAAUCUCCAUUUAUUUGUAACCACAAGGUAAUAGUUGAGUAAUUACAGAAACGUGACCAGAGGGACCGGGAAUCGAACUCAUAACCUUCCGAUUGCAAUACAACUAUUUGAAAUAUUGUUAUUGACACGUUGCAUAAAUUACAGGGUUUGAACAGGUUAUAGUAUUCUUUGUAUUUAUGUUGGAUUUCCUCUCAUUAUCGUGUUCAUUUAGUUUAUAUCUCAGCUUUUUCUGUGUAUUUCACCCUAAGUGUUAUGUGAGCAGGUUUUUCUUUGAUAUCAUCCCAUCUUAUUUUGAAUUUCACAGACAACCUAAAUACACAAGUAGAUGGGAAUUAUUUUAGAUCAUGGUUUCUGCCUCCCUCAAAAAUUGCCCCACAGUUGGUCUAAUUAUAACAACGAAACUUAAUAACUUUGGUAAAAGAAUUUGUCUUGAUAUGUUUUUUCUGUAUGUGAAGUGGUGGUUUCUGGUAAAAACACGUUUUCAGUGUUGUACUUUCAAUAUCUAACGCUUUCACUUACAAAAAAAAUAAAACAUAAACCACAUGAAAUAAGAGGGCGGGGUUUAAGCUUGUGCCCCGCCCUUUUUUAAAUGUGUCACCACAGCAACAAUCAAAGGAAUACAUAAAAAAAUGAGUAAUCACAAAGCAUGACGAUGAAUGUGUGCUGUGUUAAAAGUUUUUUGUUGCACUUUUUCUGUAAUCAGCACUUAAAAUAUAAACAAAUUAAAUGUUUCAUGAAAACGUAAAAUGGUUCUUCCCUUAAAAUGUUCUUCUUGUCCUCUUGUAAAUCUCUGUAAAGUACUUUGAGUGUUUGUUGGAGUGUAGUUUGUAAAGUUUAGCUUGAAGUUACAGUUUGUGACGUAAAUAAAAUUGGCAAAAUGUAUA
This is a messenger RNA of Gambusia affinis (western mosquitofish), 7502 nucleotides long. RefSeq names its product leucine-rich repeat-containing G-protein coupled receptor 5A-like. The record is from RefSeq and is a predicted model, not a curated record. The transcript has 20 exons. Gene Ontology annotation, cellular component: membrane. NCBI's taxonomy places the organism in Eukaryota, Metazoa, Chordata, Actinopteri, Cyprinodontiformes, Poeciliidae. Gene Ontology annotation, molecular function: protein-hormone receptor activity; protein binding; G protein-coupled receptor activity. Bases 1019 to 3790 code for a protein of 923 amino acids. Gene Ontology annotation, biological process: G protein-coupled receptor signaling pathway.